This is a messenger RNA of Eimeria necatrix, 390 nucleotides long. RefSeq lists its product as hypothetical. The transcript is spliced from 2 exons. Gene Ontology annotation, molecular function: cyclin-dependent protein serine/threonine kinase regulator activity. Gene Ontology annotation, biological process: regulation of transcription by RNA polymerase II. Gene Ontology annotation, cellular component: nucleus. The annotation marks the transcript as partial. The record is from RefSeq and is a predicted model, not a curated record. NCBI's taxonomy places the organism in Eukaryota, Apicomplexa, Conoidasida, Eucoccidiorida, Eimeriidae.
AUGGCGACGCAGAUCGUGCUGGUGCCGCGCAAGCUGCAGCAGCGGACGCCCUCGAUCGUCGACGGGCUGCCGCGCGAAGUCGAAAUCUCCCAAAGGAUUUAUGGCUGCCAAUUAAUUCAAAAAGCCGGCAUUUUGCUGCAGCUGGAGGCCGUGACGGUGGCCAGCGCGCAGACCAUCUUGCACAGGUUUUACUACCGAAAAAGCCUCAAAAAAUUCGACGUCCGGCUGGUGGCGACGGCGUCGCUGCUGCUGGCCUGCAAACUGGAAGAAGACCCGCGGCGAGUGAAGAGUUUGAUUGAUGUUGUUCACAUUUUGUCGAAAGCAGAAGACACCAACAAAGACAUAACUCUGGAAAACCUGGACGAGCUGCUGCUCGACCAUGACUCCACA